GCCUAAAAGUGGACGUCUGGGCUGCAGGGGUCAUAACAUAUAUUUUACUUUGUGGAUUCCCUCCAUUUGUCAGUCCAAGCAACAACCAAGAAGAAUUAUUUGACAAGAUCCUAAGUGGACAUUUUGAAUUCAUUUCACCAUUCUGGGACGAGGUUACGAGUUCCGCGAAGGACUUGAUUGAACACAUGCUUCAGGUAGAUCCAGAAAUGAGGUUCUCCGCUGCCGAGGUUUUGGACCAUCCUUGGGUUGCUAAUGACACUGCGAAAGAUAACAAAUUACAUGUGGCCAAGGAAUUGAACCAAUAUUUCACACGUACCAAAAAACCAAAAGAUGGUUUGGCAGUCAUAGCAUCGACUGCUCUCGAUAAAGGGUCCAAGUACUUCCGGGGCCGCGGAGCCUUUACUGUGCACCCGAAACAGGACGAAGUCUUUUAAGCUCCACCAAUGUUCCUUCCACAUCUACUUUUAUUGAAUUUUCAUUGAAACACAACAACAACAACAACAACAACAACAACAACAACAACAAGAAGCACAAAGCUAUUUGAAUUCUCGGCGACUCCAGCAAUAGCAAGAACACUAAAAAAAAAACUGCAGUGGAUGCGCAAUGGCCCGGUGGUUAGGGCAGCGGACUCGUGGUCGGAGGAUCGCGGUUUCGAUUCCCAGACCGGGCGUUGUGUGUGUUUAUUGAGCGAA
Octopus sinensis (East Asian common octopus) is the source of this 692-nucleotide messenger RNA. RefSeq names its product serine/threonine-protein kinase DCLK1-like. NCBI's taxonomy places the organism in Eukaryota, Metazoa, Mollusca, Cephalopoda, Octopoda, Octopodidae. The record is from RefSeq and is a predicted model, not a curated record. The transcript is spliced from 5 exons. The coding region runs from base 186 to 434 and encodes 82 amino acids.